This is a messenger RNA of Vespula vulgaris, 6123 nucleotides long. RefSeq names its product potassium voltage-gated channel protein Shaw (gene Shaw). The transcript is spliced from 5 exons. Gene Ontology annotation, biological process: potassium ion transmembrane transport; protein homooligomerization. Gene Ontology annotation, molecular function: protein binding; delayed rectifier potassium channel activity. Bases 918 to 2519 code for a protein of 533 amino acids. Gene Ontology annotation, cellular component: voltage-gated potassium channel complex; dendrite membrane; axon. NCBI's taxonomy places the organism in Eukaryota, Metazoa, Arthropoda, Insecta, Hymenoptera, Vespidae. The record is from RefSeq and is a predicted model, not a curated record.
GGCACGGCACGACACGCCACCACCCUACUCUCCGCACUGCUACGCUACUAUUAUUACUACUACUACACUACUACUACUACACUACUACUAUUACUAUUAGAAUCGCUAGCUAGCUAGCUAGUAGCUAGCAAGUAGCAGCAGCAGCAGCAGCAGCAGUAGCAGUAGCAGCAGUAGCAGCAGUAGUAGAUCGCGUCGAAGGAGCACGCUCAGAAGCGCACUCGCCGUCUUUCGACGUCGUCGAAGCGUCGCUCGCGUCGUCGGUGUCAGUCUGGUCCGUGCGCGCGAGUCGAGAGACGCGCUCCGUAAGCACGUCCGAGCUUUUUCGUCCGUUUCUCUACUUUGCUUACUUCCCCUCCCUCUUUUUCUAUAUCUUUCUUUCUCUCAUUCUCUCUUUUUCUCUCUGUCUCUCUCUUUUUCUCUCUGUCUCUCUCUUUCUCUCUGUCUGUCUCUCUCUCUCUCUCUUUCUUUCUCUCUCUCUCUCUCUCUCUCUCUCUCUCUCUCUCUCUCUCUCUCUCUCUGUCUCUCUAUUAUUCAUAUUUCAUUUCUUUUCUUUUAACUUUCUCAUUUAUUCUUCUCGUGUCGCUACCCAAAGUGCGAGGAUGAAUCCGCGUCGAUUCGUUGCAACUACCGAGGCGUAGUCGCUCGAAAAAGAAGAGGAAAAUAAAAAGGAGUGCUUGAGAAAAAGAAAUAAAGGGAAGAAAACUCUCUUUCGAGUUUCUACGUUAAAAUACGAGAAUAUAAGAAGUAAGAAGUAAGAAGAAGACAAAUCGCUAUGGGGAAGGUUUACGAUUCAAGUAGCGAGUGCCGUCGCUGAGAAGAUGCCACCGCGGAAGAAGUACGAGACAUGAAGAGACCGCGACCAAGGGACACGUGGGUUUCUUCGAGCCAGGGCAGGCGGUAGCAGAGCCGUGAUCAAAAUGAACCUGAUAAACAUGGACGCGGAGAACCGCGUGGUUCUUAAUGUGGGUGGGAUCCGGCAUGAAACAUAUAAGGCGACCUUGAAGAAGAUCCCGGCGACGAGGCUCUCGAGGUUGACUGAAGCCCUCGCGAACUACGAUCCGAUCCUCAACGAAUACUUCUUCGAUAGGCACCCGGGAGUCUUCGCUCAGGUUCUCAACUAUUAUCGCACUGGGAAGCUCCAUUAUCCCACAGACGUCUGCGGGCCGCUGUUCGAAGAAGAACUCGACUUUUGGGGUCUGGAUUCCAAUCAAGUCGAACCUUGUUGUUGGAUGACCUAUACCCAGCAUCGGGACACGCAGGAAACGCUGACGGUCCUGGACAGGUUGGAUUUGGACACGGAGAAGCCGACGGACGAGGAACUGGCCAGAAAGUUUGGCUUCGAGGAAGCCUAUUACGAAGGCACUCUCACCUGGUGGCAAAAACUCAAGCCUCAAAUGUGGUCGCUCUUCGACGAACCCUACUCCUCUCCUGCCGCCAAGGUAAUCAGCAUAGUUUCGGUCUUCUUCAUCUGCGUCUCCAUACUGUCAUUCUGCCUGAAGACUCAUCCUGACAUGCGAGUGCCAGUGAUAGUGAAUCGGCCGGUGAAAGCGGGCAACGUGACGACCUGGGUGCUCGACAAAACGCGCACGAACGCCCAUGACGUCUUCUUCUACAUCGAGUGUGUCUGCAACGCUUGGUUUACCCUGGAGUUCCUUAUACGGAUAACAGCGAGUCCAAAUCGUUGCGUCUUUAUAAAAAGUUCGGUCAAUUUGAUCGACAUGGUGGCGACGUUGAGUUUUUACCUCGACUUGGCAUUGCAACGAUUCGCAUCUCAUCUGGAAAACGCGGACUUUCUUGAAUUCUUGAGCAUCAUACGUAUAAUGAGGCUGUUCAAGCUUACCCGUCAUUCGUCCGGCCUGAAGAUUUUGAUCCAAACGUUCCGUGCCUCGGCGAAGGAACUGACCCUGUUGGUAUUCUUUCUUGUCCUCGGCAUCGUGAUAUUCGCAAGUCUGGUGUAUUACGCCGAGAGGACCCAAUCGAAUCCAGAGAACGACUUCAAGAGCAUACCUCUCGGCUUAUGGUGGGCUCUCGUGACAAUGACCACGGUUGGCUACGGGGACAUGGUACCGAAGACGUACGUGGGGAUGUUCGUAGGCGCGCUAUGCGCCCUGGCCGGUGUCCUCACCAUCGCCCUGCCGGUGCCCGUGAUCGUCAGCAACUUUGCGAUGUAUUACAGUCACACGCAGGCGCGAGCCAAGCUACCAAAGAAGAGACGUCGCGUCUUACCGGUCGAACAGCCAAGGGUCAGGGCGCCGGGCGCGCCUCCCGGUGUUGGACCAACUGGCAUUGGUGCUCCUGGCGUCGGCAGUACCGUUGGUGGACCUCCUGGAGUCGGAGGACACGGACCGGCUGGCCAACACGCCACGACCGGUGGGGGCCCUCCGUCCUCUGGCGUCACGCACGGACAGCAACCGGCCGGUGGUUGCCCUCCUCCUCAUCAGGGGCCUCAGAACCGUAGGAUGAACGCCAUCAAGACCAAUCAUCCCAAGGAUCCGUUCGCUACCAAAUCAGACGUGUAGUCGAUUUCCCUUUUUCUCGUACGGUGGGUUCCAGAGGAAGACCGGAGGAACUCUAACCUGCGGACCAACGGGACCAAGACUACCGGAGGCUUGGGUUAAGCCGAUACCAAGGCUACUCUCCACUGCCGAUGCGUUCGCCGAACGGAAGAAGAAGAUAGAGUCGAAGGUUAGAGGGAACAGCUCGUAAGUCCGCUCGAUGAUCGAUAAGCUUUGCGGACAUUUUUACGGCGAGACAGUCGGUGGCUGUCCUCCGGAGCACGAUGUUACUCUCUUUCCCUCUCGCUCGCUCGUUCUCACUCUCUCCCUCUCUUCCUCUCCCUUCUACCAAACCUUUUCUCUCUUUCUCUCAUAAACGUAAAACAAGCACGAUAUGACGUAGGACAUUCGAGCUAGGAUCUCUGAUCGCUUCGCAGUACAAGGAUAUCAAACAAUAUUUACCAAUCUCCUUUAACAUUUUUAUCCCAAACCCUCAUCUUACAAGUAUCACAAAGUUACGAUUCAAUCGAUUUCUUCGUUUUUCCUGUUACCUUUAACCGUAGGAGGUCCUUCUAUUUUCGGUCAGCUUUUCUUUAAGUAACGCGGCGAGCUAGGAAACCGGUAAAUAUAACUCGUAGGAAACGCAACGCUCGUUAAAUAUCGAAGAUAGCUUAUCCUCCACGUUAUAAAAGAUCGAGGUCAGAGGAAAAAGAAGAAGGGAAAAAGGAAAACGUUGAGAAAAAAACCCGUAAUCGUGAGAGACUUUGAAAAGGGUGAACGACGGAUAUGUAAGUCGGAAGAAAAGGAAGGUCGAAAAUUAGAAACGGAUUCUCUUCGUUCGUUUGUUCGUUCGUUGUCGUCCUUUGACUCUUGUUCGCUGAAAUGCACGGAGCUUAUCGAUGUUCCGAUACGCAAAGCUUACGCGUAAGCGGUCGUUUAUACUCAUCCGUUCCGGAAUGCGCGCUACGGCCUAAGGUCGACUCGGAACGUGUAUCGAGCGCUUGAGAUUUUCCAAUAUCAGCAUACUCGUUCGUUCCGUCCGACGCGUUUGCGGACUUCGCCGGCUCGUUGGCCCCAUCCAGAGCAGCGCGAUUUUAGACUUACGAAUACGCUUCGGUACACCUGAAAAAGCAAUGGAUUCUUGAGAUUACAGCGAAUCGAUGUGCAUUCGAGAUAUAUACCCCUAUACGUAUGUAUAUACAUAUAUAUAUAUAUAUAUACACAUAUAUAUACAUAUAUAUAUAUAUAUCUAUAAACAUGUAUAUAUACUAGAGAAAAGAUAGAUCCGGAUCUAAAGUAGGAACCAGACGUAUCUAUCGCUCGGAUUAACUUGUUGAUCGAUAGAAGAGAUGCUUCGAAGGGACCAUGUCAAAAAUAUAUCUCUGUAUGAGUGAAUGCAUGUAUGUGUGUAUGUAUACAAACAUCCUACAUAUCUAUCAAACAGGAUAAUCGUGAUUUUUCAUUUAUACGUUUGCUUUUAACGAACGUCGUUUAACGGCUUAAUGAAUUAAAGUCGGUCUUGUUCUUUUUACGGCGAUAAGCGCUUUAUCAUCCCCAACCGCUUGAAGCGACAUCGGUAAUCGGGUUAGAUUCUAGGGGAUAAUCGAUACCGACGAUCUUUACAUUCUCGACGAAAUGAGUUUUCCUCAAUCACUCUCAUUCUUUUCUUUUUUUUUUUUUUUUUCUUUCUACUUCUUCUUUUUUUUCUUUAUUUUCGCGAUCUGAAAGCGAAAACGGGAACUCUAAAAUUCUUUCUCAGAACUUUAACAAAACGAUCCGUUUCGUUUAUUCUGCUCUUUGACCACAGUCCGAUUAGAUGGUUACACGUUUCGUAGACUCUGUAAACAACUUCGUCGCGCUUGUUUCUAACUAUAGCAGAAAACGUUAGUUCGGAGAAACGUACAGGAGAAACUCUCAUUUUGCGUUUUCUGUUUACGUUUUAUACUCGAGACAAAAAAUUUACUUGGACUAAAGUGUUACGUUUGAGUCAUAAUUAUACGAUUAUUAAAUAAAAUUUCUUAUUUUGUACGCAUGAUAAAAUUUAUCGAUAUACAAUAAUGAACGUAAACAAAAGCAAUGAGAAGAUUCGAUGAAGAAAGAGAGAGAGAGGGAAAGAGAGAGAGAGAGAGAGAGAGAAAGAGAGAGAGAUCAACAGUGGAGUAUAUAAUACGAGAAAGAAUAAAAAUAUGUAUGCGAAGCAUUAAGAGUUUCUAGCGUGUUCCUACGAAACGCAUAUCUUCGCGCGAAACUCAUAUACAACACCGAGCUUAAAAUUCCACAAGCACGUACAUACGUACGUAUGUACAUAUGUAUAUCCUCUGCGCAUCCUGAAUAAGUACUGCCGGGACCAAUCACCAAGCACCUCCUUAUUCUCUUCCAUCCCUAAGACCUCUCCUACCCCUUUCAUUCUUAUUCCCAAUCAUUAAAUUAUUCUCAAAAUAAAGUAAUACAUUGCUCUCUCUCUCUCUCUCUCUCUCUCUCUCCCUCUCUCUCUCUCUUCCUCUUUCUCUUCCUCUAUCUCCUUUUUUCCUCAUAGACAACGAGCAAAUUUACAUGCAUUUAAUGGCAAGGUUGUAUAUGUGUCGUCACACGCACUAAAAAUAGAGAGAGAGAGAGAGAGAGAGAGUGAGAGAGAAUGAGUUAAGAAAUCAAAUCGACGAGCUUAAUUAAACAACGCGUGGAUGUCGUACGAAUGCAAACGCAAAUGAAUAAAAGCAACAACUUCCCUAUCAGAGUUUAAGAAAUCUUUGGCCCUGCAUCGAGUAUGCACUCGAGUGUGUCUUGCAACGGAAUAAAUUCGCUCGGUAUAUUGUGUUCUCUGAGUAUAUUUAUGAUAGCAGCUAUUAUCGAGUCGACUUGAGACGGUAAGCAAGGCACGUCUCCUGAUAUCGACGAAAACGUCGAUGCGAACCGAUCUAAGCGAGUUUUCCGAUUACUUUUCCCUUUGGUCUCUCCUUCUCUCACGAGACAAAGAAGCAAACAAGAACAAUGUCAAUGUUGCCUUGUAAUUCGACCUUGUUGUUGUUGUUAUCCUUGUCUUUGUAGUCUUGUUGUUCAAUGAUCUCUCUAAUGUCUUUUCUUUUUAUGAUCGGUCAAACACUAAACGGGGUAACGUGUAUAUGAUCCGUACAUGCUUGAAGCGGCCGUGAUAUUGCUGCAAGUGAAUUCUCCAGAUUUUCUAAAGUAAUACGAUCUUCGACGGAAUCUUGUGGAACAUUUGAAGAAUAGAAAAUUCGAAAUUCCUUCGUGUCGAAGACUUUGUCGAGCUGACUCGGUCAGUCAAUAAAUUCAAAUCGACAAGCUUUAGAAAUACACUAAAAGAAGGAAAAAGAAGAGAGAGAGAAAGAGAGAGACAGAAAGAAACUAAAUUGGUGCGUUUCAAAUAACCGAGUUAACUCGAUAAGUCUUUUAAAGAACUUUUGCAUUUGUGGGGUGGUUGGACGAAAAGGUAAACGAAAUAAAGAAAUGAAAGAUGAGUUGAAAAGAGAGAGAGAGAGAGAGAGAGAGAGAAAGAGAGAGAGAGAGAAAUGAGAGAGAAAGAGAGACAGAGAAAGAGAAAACAAAUAAAAGAAUGCAUAUCCGCGGCGGGCACAAUAAGCACGCACGCACAACAGUUUUUAAAGAGAAA